Labeo rohita (rohu) is the source of this 2513-nucleotide messenger RNA. Its product is annotated as hyaluronan-binding protein 2. The coding region runs from base 94 to 2022 and encodes 642 amino acids. Gene Ontology annotation, molecular function: calcium ion binding; serine-type endopeptidase activity. The transcript is spliced from 15 exons. Gene Ontology annotation, biological process: proteolysis. Lineage: Eukaryota; Metazoa; Chordata; Actinopteri; Cypriniformes; Cyprinidae. The record is from RefSeq and is a predicted model, not a curated record.
CACCCACACACUCACAGGGCACUGACCUUAUAUGCUGAGUACGAUUUCGAGCAGAUCUGCAGUGUGUCACUCCUCCAGAGACCAACGGCCAGCAUGAAUCUCAAGCUGUUGCUACUGCUGCUCUUUCUGUUUGCUCUCUUUAUCCCUGCACAGUUAAAGAAAGACAAACAAGAUAAACACGACAAGCAUGAGGAACGAGGUAAACAUGGGCACCAUGAUAAACAUGGGAAGCAUGGUGGUAAACACGGAAAGAGAGGCAAAGAAAGACUGGAAAGUCUGAAGGCUGAGUUUAGCAGCUCAGAUGACUCAGAUGAUGAUGAAGAUGCAAACGACUGGCUGUUUGAGCUUCAAGGUCUAAGAGGAAAAUGCAGUCCAAAUCCAUGCCUGAACGGUGGACAGUGUGAGGAAAAAAGAGAUAAAUUCAAAUGCAAAUGCCCAAAGCAGUUUGUAGGCAGAAGAUGCGAGAGAGGGAAAAGGGUUUGUAAGAGGGGAACCUGUGGGGCAGGAUUUUGUCUUCUGACCGCAACUCCUCCCUAUUAUAAGUGCAAGUGUAUUCCACCAUUUGCACCACCAAACUGCAAAACAACUGCUCCAUGUGAACCAAACCCUUGUCAGAAUAAUGGCAAAUGUGUUGAAGACGAGGAUGAUUUUGAAUGUGUUUGUCCGGAUGGUUACAGUGGACAAUACUGUCAAGUUGACCCUAAUGACUGCUAUGAGGGAGAUGAGGGACAGUCGUACAGAGGGAAGGUGUCUGAGACAGAUGAUGGGGAUGAGUGUCUCGACUGGAACUCUGAGAUUGUUCUGGAUAAACGAAUUUUUCCGUCAGGGGCAUCUACUGAAGGCCUGGGACCGCAUAACUUCUGCAGAAAUCCUGAUGGAGAUAAGAAGCCAUGGUGCUUUAUAAAGAAAAACAAGAGACUUCGAUGGGAUUAUUGUAAUGUCAGAAAAUGUCCCACACCUGCAACAACUACCAUAAAAAUAGUGCCCUCUGCUGCAGUUUUUCCCACCACAACUGUAGUUACACAAUAUUUUAUACCAAAAGUAACUACUCUUCAACCAACUGUACCAUCUAAGACAACUGCAGAUACAGACAGUAUUCCACCAGGUGCAACUACUCUACAAUCAACCGUACCAGUUACGACAGAUGGCAAGGUAACCCCGGAGAGCACCAGUUCAGCCAAAUUAACCACUACUCCUGUCCCACCAACCACAUUACCAAAGGACACUACUUCAUCAAGUUUUCUUACCUGUGGUAAACCUGAGCCAAAAAAACAACUAAACCGGAUUUACGGGGGUCUUAAAGCAAUUCCUGGAGCCCAUCCAUGGCAAGUAUCAGUACAGGUUAGGCCAAAAGGAUCCAUACAAGACUACAGACACAUCUGUGGAGGCACGCUUAUCAAGCCUUGCUGGGUGCUAACUGCCGGCCACUGUAUUGGUAAAAAUCAGGAUUACAGAGUUAUUUUGGGAGGACUAAAUCUGAUACAUAAGGAAAAAACAGACCAGACUGUGUUGGUGGAGAAUAUCAUCCUCCAUGAGAAGUUCAACGAAACCCCUGACGUCGUCUACAAUGAUAUUGCUCUAUUAAAACUGAAAGCUACUAAUGGCGAAUGUGCUAAGGAAUCUCAGUUUGUGAAGGCUGCCUGCUUGCCCAAAGAACCUUUUGCAGAUGGAACAGAAUGCAGCAUUUCUGGAUGGGGAGUCACUGAGACGUCAGAGUAUGGCUCUGUGCAUUUGCUUGAUGCACAAGUUUUGCUGAUUUCUCAGGAGGCAUGUUCCAGCAAUAAAGUAUAUGCGGCUUUGGUGGAUGACAACAUGUUCUGUGCUGGCUAUCUCAAAGGAGGAGUGGACUCCUGUCAGGGUGACUCUGGUGGGCCUUUAACCUGUGAGAGAGAUCAAAAACACUAUAUCUAUGGUAUAGUGAGCUGGGGAGACAGCUGUGGCGAGAAGAACAAGCCUGGUGUCUAUACCAGAGUCCUUAAAUAUUUGGACUGGAUCAAUGAAAAAACUGGUGGGCCACAGUAGCAUAUCCAUGAAAGAUUAGCCACCAGCCAUGCUUUGUACUCAUUCGCUUUGUAGAGUCUGAGAUAAUUCUUCUGAUGAAUUAAUCAUAUCUUGUGUUCAUUGGGAUAAAUAUUUCAUUUUAUUUUAAUUUUAAAAUACACAAAUAUCUUCUGGUUUCAUUUUUAGUUCAAAAUAAAUGCUGUUAAUUUGAAUUCUGAAAAGAAAUGCAUCUCAGUUUCCACAGAAUAUUAAGCAGCACAAUUGUUUUUAACACUGACAUUAAUAAGAAAUGUCAACUGAGCACCAAAGCAUCAUAUUAGAAUGAUUUCUAUAGGAUCAUGUGACCCUGAAGACUGUAGUAUUGAUGCUGAAAAAUCGCAGGAAUAAAAUACACUAAAUAAAUGUAACACAUUUAAAAUAAUAAAAUAGAAAACUGUUCAUUUGAAUUGUAAUAACAUUUCACAAUAUUUUUGUUUUACUGUAUUUUUGUCAAAUAAAUGCACCCUUGGUGA